AUGACGGACGUCCGAGUGUUUAUCUCUAUUUGUCACCUGCUUAUCUCCCCUCUAUACUACAGCUAUGUCGUUACAGGUUCCCCGCCAGGUGUCCCCAGGAUCGUCAGAGUGACGUCAGUAGGUGCUAACUUAUUGGUCCAGUGGCACCCUCCAGCAAGGACGUACGGUCAUAUACUCCAAUACCAAGUUAUUUAUAAUGUACUGCCCGACAUGCAUGACGUCACCAUGACAACCGACGAGCAAACAUUUGUUCUCAUUCCUGUUGCUGAUCAUCCUGGCCGACUUUACCGCAUCACCGUGCUAGCUGAGAACUCACAAGGGCUUAGCAGACCCUCUAAUCCAAGAUACAUCCGAGUUACUUUCGGAUGUGGUGGGAAAAAACACGUGUUACCCGAGACUUCUGUAAUCGUGACGUCAUCAUUCUACCCAAAGAGGCUCGAGCCCAGUGCUGUGUGUAAAUGGGAUAUCUCGACAAACACGUCGUUCGUUCUUAAAUUUGAAAUAGAGGAUAUUGAUUUUAAUGAUGAGAGUUGCACAAAGGACUUCAUUAAAAUGACUGGCCUGGAUGUAAACUAUGAACAAAAGCUUUGUAACAAGAGCAAAAGUCAGUUCGUAUCAGAAGGAAACUGGACCAGUUUGACGCUUCACACCGGAAGUAGUGGAUCCGGAAGAGGGUUCAAGGUCAGGAUACUAUCUAUAGUGCCUGUUCCUGAACAGCCAGCUAAUGUCAAGGUCGCUGCCUUCGACAAAGCCAUCAAGGUGACCUGGGCGCCCCCUGUCGACUAUAACGUUAACUACAUCACUGCCUACAGAGUACGAUACUUCGUUUUCCCGUCCUCGCGCACACUGGUCGUCACGUUAUCGGCUCGUAGACGAAGUUUCGUCAUCAGCACAAGAGGUCAUGAAGGUCAGUUGUAUGUAGUCAAGGUCAGUGUGAUGCACCAGUUCCAGGAGGGUCCACCGUCAUCCCCAUUUUAUGUUAAUGCAGCAUGUUCGACAAAUAUUGUGCUGCAGCCAAACAGUAUCAUUAAUAUAACAUCUCCGGGAUAUCCAGGGAAUUAUUCACCUCAUGUUUUAUGUCACUGGAAGAUAACUUCCGGAUCCGGUCGGCCAUUUUAUUUCCGGAUGAUAUCGAUGGAGAUUGAGGAAAGCCUUUAUUGUAAUAGUGACUAUGCAUCUGUGUCAUUGUGGGGUAACAACAGACGUUGUGGUGUUAUUUCAUCCCCGGAACAAUUUGCCUUGGUGUCAGGAGAAUUAACGCUGACAUUUGUGACUGAUUUUCAACACGAGGCUGCAGGAUUUUUAGCAGAGGUUAAGUCAGACUUGUCACACCUACAACAGACAGUCAAAGCCACAGUGCCAUCUGAACCCCGUGUUAGUAGGACGUCUCCACUGGCGUCUGUUAACACAAUAGCGGUAGCGGAGGGAACACAUCUUAGUGAAGAAUAUUUGACGUCCAUGUUUAAAGAAAAUAAUGGCGACUCCAGCUCUGAGCCAUCGACAAUUGUCACUGAUCUACUGGAAAGUUAUAAUACACCUACUACUGUAAACAUCACACGUGAUGUCGAAAUUCAGCUGUUACUGCAGAGACGCAAAGAUUCUACAGCAGAAACUAAUAUAGGGAAACAUAUUGAACAACGACUCCUUAACAAGCUCAUCAACGCGUUUAACACCACCAGGCUUUUCAGACACGUGACAAUAUCAAACAUUGGACCGAUCGGGCUAAAGAAACCAGUACCGGUCAGUAUCGUGGUCAACUACAGUUUCUGUGGUCUGGUAGCAGUAAAACACUGUGAGCCAUCUUUCAGCUUGAUGAAACACAUAAACGUUACCAGUCUUCAGAAGCUGACGUCACAUCCGGUCAUUUCAGAGGGAUGGGAGAUAGAUCCGGUAUAUUUGCAAACAUUUCGAACAGCCAUCAGUGUCGAAAACCAAGAACUCAAUGCCAUAUGCAAUCCUCUUCGUGACGUGUGUGGUGACUACAGACCUUGUGAAGAUAACAUCGAUGUAGUGAUUUCAUCACUUGGACAGUCACGUGACCAUGAAAUGUCAUCUCCUACGUCAUUUAUUAUUGCUGUUGUGGUGAUCUGCCUCGUUCUUAUAUCGUCUUGUGCGGUUUUGAUGAAAUUUCGAAAAUAUAAACACGAUCGUCGGAAAAUCCAUAUGUCGAUCGAGGACAACAUAAGAAGCGACGUAGACAAAUUCUCUUGGUUCAUAAAUGACACUGCAGCACUAGAGAAAAGGUUACGGAUGAAGCGAGUUGUGAGGCGAGGCAACAGUUUUUGA
Molecule: messenger RNA, 2286 nt
Organism: Ylistrum balloti
Lineage: Eukaryota; Metazoa; Mollusca; Bivalvia; Pectinida; Pectinidae
Exons: 12
Coding region: 1-2286 (761 amino acids)
Molecular function (GO): protein binding; serine-type endopeptidase activity
Source: RefSeq, a predicted model, not a curated record